Molecule: messenger RNA, 234 nt
Organism: Paramuricea clavata
Lineage: Eukaryota; Metazoa; Cnidaria; Anthozoa; Malacalcyonacea; Plexauridae
Source: the annotation of a GenBank genome assembly
AUGGAGGAUAACGUCCCUGAACAGGCUAAUGUCAACACAGAAAAAUGUACGGACUGCACAAUGGAUAUAUCCAUAAAAAACAGGGGAGAAUCUAGCAUUUUACAUAACGCUCUAGAUUCAGUCCAUAGCUGGGUGGUGGGGAAUAAGAUGGAACUGUAUGUCAAGAAGACAAAAGAUAUGUGGAUCAGCUUCUCGGGAGAACCACCCCCACCACCCGUGCGCAUAGGAGAUGCU